GGGCUAAGGCCUGCGUGGAGGCGCUUCUCUUCCGGACGAUGGCCGGGAGGAUGGCGGCGGGUCCCGGGCUCCGCUCGGUGCUGGGCACCAUGGAGUUCGGGCGGCGGGCCGACGCGGAGGCCAGCGGGGCCAUGCUGCGCGCCUUCCUGGCCCGCGGGCACGGCCGCCUGGAUACGGCGCACAUGUACGCGGCGGGCGAGUCGGAGCGCAUCCUGGGCGCCCUGCUGGCCGCCGAGCCCGGCGCGGCGGGGAGAGUCAAAAUAGCCACAAAGGCCAAUCCUUGGGAUGGCAAAACCCUGAAGGCCAACAGCGUCCGCUCACAACUGGAAGAGUCUCUCCAGCGUCUGCGACUGCCGAGCGUGGACCUCUUCUACCUCCAUGCUCCGGACCACGAGACCCCGGUGGAAGAGACCCUGCAGGCCUGCAAUGAGCUUCACAAAGAGGGGAAGUUCAAAGAGCUCGGCUUGUCCAACUAUGCCUCAUGGGAGGUGGCGGAAAUCUACACCCUUUGCAAAGCCCACCAGUGGCUGGUGCCGACGGUGUACCAGGGCAUGUACAAUGCGAUCACGCGCCAAGUGGAGAAGGAGCUGUUCCCCUGUCUCAGGCACUUCGGGAUGAGCUUCUACGCUUACAAUCCCCUGGCCGGUGGUCUUCUGACAGGGAAGUAUAAGUACGAAGAUAAAGACUUAAGUCAACCACCCACCGGCAGGUUUUUUGGGAACGACUGGGCCAAAGUCUACCAGGACAGGUAUUGGAAGCAGCACCAUUUUGAGGGAGUGUCCUUGAUCCAGGGUGCCCUCCGUGAAGCCUACGGUGCAAAUCCUCCUACUUUGACCUCAGCUGCCCUGCGCUGGGUCUACCAUCACUCGGAACUGCAGGUCAGGAAGGCCCACCCUGGCCUCAGCUAUGCUGACUCAGGAAUUCUGGGAGUUGAAGUCCACGAGUCAUAAAAGAGCCAAGGUUGCCUACCCCUGGUCUGUGGAGAUUCUCAGUCAUCCAAGUCGUGGUUUGUCCCUAAGGUGUUUUUUCAAGAGGCAACAGGACUUCCUUGCUUUUCUUUGAAACAAGGCGCCACUGAGAGGGAGUCGAGAUGGCUGGGCCAGGCGUCUCUGAGGCCGAGCCUCACUGUCCUUGUACUCCCCGUGAAGGAUGCACAAGGCCACCAUGAAGUUAAGCCAGAAUGGUGAGGUCAGCUACUCUUUGCCAACUUCAACAGGACAACACAUCCCUGGCUGUUGGCAGCGUGUUUCGAAGAAAAAAAAGGGAAGUCCAGUUGCCCCUUGAAAACUCAGCUUUGGGUCCCCGUGGCUGCUAAAUCUGGAGGGUCUUUAGAAAGUCUCAGAUUCGCUUCACCCCUCAUUCUUCUCUGUGGAGUGAUGAAGCGACGCCUUCUAUUUUCAACCCAAAUCCUCCUCCCUUCAUGACUUUAUUCCGCAAGCAGAAAUCGCAAUUCAGUCUGGCUGCUCGUGGAGUUUAUUCUUCUUUCCUU
Crotalus tigris (Tiger rattlesnake) is the source of this 1489-nucleotide messenger RNA. RefSeq names its product aldo-keto reductase family 7 member A2 (gene AKR7A2). The coding region runs from base 39 to 950 and encodes 303 amino acids. The transcript has 7 exons. Gene Ontology annotation, molecular function: oxidoreductase activity. The record is from RefSeq and is a predicted model, not a curated record. NCBI's taxonomy places the organism in Eukaryota, Metazoa, Chordata, Lepidosauria, Squamata, Viperidae.